AAUUUAACAACAUGGCAGACUUAGAAGUACAACCUUUCGGGUUAACCCGAGCCCAAUCUGCAGCAGUUAUUCGAGGAAGUGCUAUAGACAAUCAACCUCAACUAAUGUUGACACGGACAUAUUCAAUCCCCAAUGUUUUUGAUUAUCAUCGACGAACAGAUCAAUACAAGUUUUUUUCUUUAAAAAAUCCUUUCAAAAUUCUUCUUAUUUUCAGACCUCAAUUUUCUAUUUAUUCCUACUCCUUAGCUAAACAUCGUCCUUAUUUUCCUUAUCGAUAUGUGAGGGAUACUGAACGAGGCGCCGCAGCUAACAGUUUCUGGUAUAAUCGUUAUUAUCAAUUUACUCCCCUCUUUAAACGUUCAAUCUUCCGUCCCUAUUUCUACUAUCGCCACGAUUUUGACAAUCCAAGCUAUUCAAGACGAGCAUACGACCCAUUCUUUACACCCCAUUUUGACGCAUAUUCUUAUGGAAAUUGGGGGAAAGUUCGACAACAUUAUGUUUAAAAAGAAAAUUGAGAAAAUAUGAGAAGAGAGUGAAAGAGAGAGAUGAUUUUUGAAUGAAUAAAAUUUUAAAAUAAAUAUAAAAUUUUUAAAAGGCAGAUAAAAGAUUUUC
Messenger RNA from Meloidogyne enterolobii, 612 nucleotides. The record is from the annotation of a GenBank genome assembly. Lineage: Eukaryota; Metazoa; Nematoda; Chromadorea; Rhabditida; Meloidogynidae.